GCAGAUGCUUCCAUAAGGCUUCCCGACCAGCAUGCUGACACCUCCUGCUCCUCUGAUUUCUUCAUGUCCCUUGCUAGGCCUUGGGCUUCUGCCACCAAUAUUCUGCCACCAAUUUCUGGCUUAGGACAGAGCAGAUGGGAGGGCCACUUCUGGGGUGACCACACCCUCUGGGGGAGGCAUAAAGGGAGAGCCUGGCCCUGACCACCACAGCCCCAGGACCGUCACUAUGAAACCCGGCAGCCUCAUCCCCCUCCUGAUGCUCCUUGCCCUGGAAAUCCUCAUGACCUGGACUGUGGAAGGUGCUAGCAAAGAGAAAGCUAAGCACGGAGCCUGCCCCUUCACACCUCGUGUGAUGUGCCUUGUGUUUGAACCCCCUCAAUGCCAGAGUGACUGGGAUUGUCCGAAGGAACAGAAAUGCUGUCGUGAAUAUUGUGGCAUCAAAUGCGUGGAUCCUGUAGACCCAUCAAAGCCUGUUAAGGUCAAUCCUGGGAAGUGUCCCCUGGUCACUGACCAGUGCAAGAAGCCCAACCCCACAGACAAAUGCCUGAAUGACAGCCACUGCCUGAACAGUCUCAAGUGCUGCAAGGGAGUGUGUGGGAAUUCCUGUGUUAAGCCAGUGAAAGAUGUAUUCUUGCCAGUUCAAUAAGAUUAAGACUUGUUGGUCCGUGUGGUUUGAGUAUUCUUUUUUUUCCCACGCCUGGGAAAAAUAAAAGUGUCUUGAUGAAGGUGUGUCUUCAUGACUGACACUUCCAGGGGGCUAAAGUUGGACCUGUUUUAUCUGUGUGUGCUUGGCACCUGGCAUGAGGUUUGGCACAUGAGAUUAAAUAACUGCUGAUUAGUGAAUAAAUAAAUACACAAGAUUUUCCCUGCA
This is a messenger RNA of Nyctereutes procyonoides (raccoon dog), 871 nucleotides long. RefSeq names its product antileukoproteinase-like. The transcript is spliced from 4 exons. Lineage: Eukaryota; Metazoa; Chordata; Mammalia; Carnivora; Canidae. Bases 227 to 646 code for a protein of 139 amino acids. Gene Ontology annotation, biological process: innate immune response; antibacterial humoral response. Gene Ontology annotation, cellular component: extracellular region. The record is from RefSeq and is a predicted model, not a curated record. Gene Ontology annotation, molecular function: peptidase inhibitor activity.